Echinostoma caproni is the source of this 255-nucleotide messenger RNA. NCBI's taxonomy places the organism in Eukaryota, Metazoa, Platyhelminthes, Trematoda, Plagiorchiida, Echinostomatidae. The record is from the annotation of a GenBank genome assembly.
AUGCCCGUGAAGCCGGAAUCAUGGACCAACGCUCUCCUAAGCCGACUGGAUGAGGAAAGAGGUGGAGAAGUUUCUGUUGACGAGAUUGCCACGUUUGUACCCAAUGCUAAGUUUAAACAACGUGUAAUGGACUCAAUACGGAAACGCGAUUGCAAUAAUGACGGAAAAGUGGAUGUGGACGAAGCUCGAAAGUGGAUUAUGGAAAUUGUGGAGGAUAUUAACAGGAAACAUGAAAAGCUUUCUGGACAGCAUUAA